AUCUUUCCUUGCGCACCUAGUGAUGUGAAUAACCAUGACGCUGCGUGCACCAAGUUAUCAAUGAUUCUGUAGAUCUAUCGUGGAGUUUCUGUCUAAUAUUGGAACUCUUGAGUCUAAUAGCUUCACAGACCUCUGUAAAAGGAAGUAGAAGAAAGUUAGCGGUCGAAUCGCAUCUUCAGGAGCUUCAUCGCUGUACUUUUCUUACUUGCCUCGCUUCCACGCCCACAUCCACUUUCACUUCCGCUUCGUCUGCGCCAGAGCCUCACUCGUCUCUCCAACCUAGCCUUCCUUCCAUAGUCUCGACCUUCUUCAAUUACGAAAGACACCCGCGGCUAUUUGGUCGAUAACAUACUCGAUUCUCUUUUUCCGUACCAUUUACUACAGACCACCCGAACCUACAUACACUCCUGCCUCGAAUCCUUUCUCUACAGUCGAAACGAUUGCAUACAUAUCCGUUCGUUUAAGACAAUAAUUUAUACAAAUAAGGCCUUGAUAAAUUCAUCACCAUGGCUGCGCGACCUACCACUCCGGCGUCGCCUAAGAAUGUCAAGAUCAAUUCUCCCACUCCCGGAACACCCUUGUUUGGCUGUGAACAUGUCCAACUACUUCUUUCCAACAGCCCCGACGUGAUGAACAGUACUGUCCAGUAUUACAAGAUGUUGCUGAGAGUCAUAUUCGAUGGCAAUCCCUUAGUGCCACAGACCUGCAAGGGCCCAGACGGACAGAUAAUUACCUCUUUAACGUCGAACUAUCUCUGCUUGCAAUGUUCGACCAUCGCCUCCGAGGAAGAGCGCAUAAAACAUGGCAAUAAGAAGAGCCACCGAUUCUACGUUGACUCGAGAAGUGGUGCGCUUUUCUGCCAGUUCUGCGAGGAUUUUGUGUGGGACCCGACUCUGGACGAGCUCCGAGUGAGAAAAAUAGGAACUGGAUCUUUUUCGAGUCGUAAAAGGAAGCACGAGGAAAUGUUCUCGGAUGCUGUAAAGGAUCCCCUGAAGGACGAUCCUAGGUAUAUCUCGUCCAACACCACCAUCGCCUCAUGUAGAGCAGACGGGCUUCGGGGAAUUUACAAUGCUGGCGCAACAUGCUACCAGAACGUCGUCCUUCAGAGCUUCCUCCACAAUCCUUUACUCAGAAACUUCUACCUGAGUGAUGGACAUCAGAGCAGCGAUUGCCAAGUGCCUCAUUGUUUGAGCUGUGCGAUGGACGACAUGUUUCAGGAUUUCUACGCCCUAGAGAACACUAAUGGCUAUACUGCAGCUAAUAUUCUCUCCGGGUUUUGGAUAUCUGAAAAGAAGGCAUUCGAGAACCUGGUGACAACUAGGGAGCAGGAUGCUCACGAGUUCUUUCAGUUCCUAGCUGAGGAACUGCAUGAGAGGAAUGGUGAUGGUAAGAAACCCGAGACGGGGAGCGAGCACAGUUGCAACUGCAUCAUACACCAGACUUUCUACGGAAAGCUCCAGAGUCAGACGACUUGUCAACAUUGCGGGGGCGUUACGAACGCAAUAGAGUCGUUUCUUGAUCUAAGCUUGGGCUUAGACAAUCUAUCUCACAAAAAGGUCAAAAAGGCACCUAAAGGCGGGCCUUCCCUGACGUUGCAAGAUUGUCUCGACGAGGAAUACAUUAAGUCCGACAAAUGCGAGUAUCGGUGUAGAAACUGCAAUUCGUCGCAGCAGGCUCGGCGAGACCACAGCAUUAAACUUCUUCCGAACGUCCUCUCCAUACAACUUAAGCGGUUCGAGUUUAAGCAAGGUAGUCGUGACCGAGUUGCUUCGAAGAUUAGUACAAAGGUACAAUUUCCGUUGCAGCUGAACAUGCUCCCGUAUACCACUCGUGGUAGAGCAUCUGACGCCAAGGACAGCCAGGAGCUGAGGCGUUCAUGUACAUAUGACCUGCUGAGUGUUGUAGAGCACGUCGGAGAGAUCGACACAGGUGAGUUAUUACCUCUACAGAAACCCCCUGGAUCAAAGCUGACUAAGGCAGGACACUACGUGACUUAUUCUCGAGUGGGAGAUCAGUGGUUCUCCUUCAACGACCACAGGGUCGAGUUGGCUAAGAAGUCCGACGUACUAGGAAGUCAGGCUUACUUACUCUUCUACAUCAUCCGAUCAUUGACAUAGGGACGUGUUUGUAUCAUUUGGCAUCGGUAUGGGACGGAGUUGUUCUGAAGCAUUUACAUGGGUUGGGGGGUUGACGACUCCUAUACGGCGUAUUGACUU
Messenger RNA from Annulohypoxylon truncatum, 2216 nucleotides. RefSeq names its product ubiquitin carboxyl-terminal hydrolase. Gene Ontology annotation, cellular component: cytosol; nucleus. The record is from RefSeq and is a predicted model, not a curated record. NCBI's taxonomy places the organism in Eukaryota, Fungi, Ascomycota, Sordariomycetes, Xylariales, Hypoxylaceae. The coding region runs from base 507 to 2117 and encodes 536 amino acids. Gene Ontology annotation, molecular function: cysteine-type endopeptidase activity; cysteine-type deubiquitinase activity. The transcript has 7 exons.